Molecule: messenger RNA, 5012 nt
Organism: Rana temporaria (common frog)
Lineage: Eukaryota; Metazoa; Chordata; Amphibia; Anura; Ranidae
Gene: BRSK2
Product: BR serine/threonine kinase 2
Exons: 20
Coding region: 532-3006 (824 amino acids)
Biological process (GO): microtubule cytoskeleton organization; protein phosphorylation; intracellular signal transduction
Cellular component (GO): cytoplasm
Molecular function (GO): protein serine/threonine kinase activity; tau-protein kinase activity; ATP binding
Source: RefSeq, a predicted model, not a curated record
GCCCCCCCUUCACUCCCCACCUCUAGCAGCGAGCGUGAGGAUUGAUCAGCAGGUCCCUGCUGAGCUGCUUGUAUGUAACACGGCAGCAUCCUCACCAUGCUCCCUGCACCUUAACACUCUCCUCUCCUCCCCAAAGCAACCUUAAACCUUUAACAAUACUGAAUUCUGUAUUUCUUUGCAUAAAAGCAGGAGAGUGUUUUUUUUUUUUGUUUUUUUUUUUACACUGGGGUGUGUUUCUGUUUUUUUGUUUCAUUCAUUGAAUCCGGUCUCCAGAGCCCUGCAUCAACACAGGACGUACAAGAAGGCAAGGUGCAGCAGACAAGAGAGAAAAGCAGCUCUUUAUUGAUGGUGAGGACCGAGGGGAUCUCAGUUGGGCGUCACAAGAACGGACAGGUUUAUCCAGCAAGAGAGGGGGGGAGAAGAAGCAAAGACAGCCAUCCCCCCCUCCCUCUCCAUCCCCAGCCCUCCUCCCCCCUUUUCUCUUGAGGAUUUUCCUUGCAUCUGGAUCCCCGUGGAAGGAGAGAGGAGAAGAUGACCACGGUUGGGAAAGAUGGUGGUGGAACGCCGCACAUGCAAUAUGUUGGGCCAUACCGGCUUGAGAAGACACUGGGAAAGGGGCAGACAGGUCUGGUGAAAUUAGGGAUCCACUGUGUUACUUGUCAAAAGGUUGCCAUCAAAAUUGUCAAUCGAGAAAAGCUGAGCGAGUCUGUUUUAAUGAAGGUAGAGCGCGAAAUUGCAAUUCUUAAACUUAUUGAACAUCCGCAUGUACUAAAGUUGCACGAUGUUUAUGAGAACAAGAAAUACCUGUACUUGGUCUUGGAGCAUGUUUCUGGAGGAGAACUGUUUGACUACCUGGUGAAGAAAGGGCGCCUUACCCCAAAGGAAGCAAGAAAAUUCUUCCGGCAGAUCAUAUCAGCACUUGAUUUCUGCCACAGUCACUCUAUCUGUCACAGAGAUCUAAAACCUGAAAACCUACUUCUGGAUGAGAAGAAUAACAUCCGAAUAGCAGAUUUUGGGAUGGCCUCUCUGCAGGUCGGAGACAGCCUGCUGGAGACCAGCUGUGGGUCUCCACACUAUGCCUGUCCGGAGGUUAUCAGGGGUGAGAAAUAUGAUGGCAGGAAGGCUGACAUCUGGAGUUGUGGCGUCAUCUUAUUCGCUUUGCUUGUGGGUGCUUUGCCAUUUGAUGAUGACAACCUGAGGCAGCUACUGGAGAAGGUCAAACGAGGGGUCUUCCAUAUGCCACAUUUUAUUCCCCCUGAUUGUCAGAAUCUUCUCUGCGGGAUGAUUGAGGUGGAUCCCUUGAAGAGACUGACGUUAGAAACCAUACAGAAGCACUCCUGGUACAUAGGGGGGAAGAAUGAGCCAGAACCAGAGCAAGCAGUUCCCCGGAAGGUACAGAUGGGGUCCUUACCAUCUUUAGAGGAUGUCGACCCAGAUGUGCUGGAGAGUAUGCAUUCCCUAGGCUGUUUUAGGGACCGGAACAAAUUGCUGCAAGACCUGUUGACUGAAGAAGAAAACCAGGAGAAGAUGAUUUAUUUCUUGUUACUGGAUCGGAAAGAGAGGUAUCCCAGCCAAGAGGAUGAAGAUCUCCCGCCCAGGGCAGAUAUUGAUCCUCCUAGGAAGCGUGUUGACUCACCCAUGUUGACUCGUCAUGGGAAGAGAAGGCCAGAGAGAAAAUCUAUGGAAGUUCUGAGUGGAACAGAUGGCGGCUCACCAGUACCAGCACGGAGGGCUAUUGAGAUGGCACAGCAUGGCCAGAGGUCGCGGUCUAUCAGUGGUGCUUCUUCAGGACUUUCCACCAGCCCGAUCAGUAGUCCCAGGCCAAUAAGGAGGUUUUUUGCCCUCUCCCAGCCCCCUACCCCACCCUCUUCUCCUCAUCCCACAAAGCCCUCUGAUUCUUCAGGGCAUAAUGAUUGCCCUCUUGCUCAUCCCAAAACCCAUACCUUCCCACCUAAGCCCAGGUCUUCAGAGAAACCACUUCAGACCACCCGGUCCAACCCACUUCCUGCCUCAAACUCCCCAACUGUCCCCCCGAGGACUCCUAAUUCUCCCGCUGGGCACAAUGCUUGCCGAACCGCAAACAAACUGCCCGGAUCUGAUCUGGCCCACAAAUCUGUACCCCUUAUACAGGUUACCCCUCAUCCGUCACCCCGUGGCAGCCCCCUCCCUACUCCCAAGGGAACACCUGUGCACACGCCUAAGGAAAGUCCAGCAGGCACCCCUUCACCAACCCCACCAUCCAGCCCAAGCAUUGGUGGGAUGCCCUGGAGAACAAGACUGAACUCUAUCAAGAAUAAUUUCCUGGGGUCACCAAGAUUCCACCGUCGCAAGCUGCAAGUUCCCACAGCUGAUGAAAUGACCAACUUGACACCGGAGUCAUCACCAGAACUUGCCAAGAAGUCAUGGUUUGGUAACUUCCUGACUUUGGAAAAGGAAGAUCAGAUCUUCGUGGUCAUUAAAGACAAGCCUUUAAGUUCAAUUAAAGCUGACAUUGUACAAGCAUUUCUCUCGAUCCCAAGCCUCAGUCACAGUGUGAUCUCACAAACAAGUUUCAGAGCAGAGUACAAAUCCACAGGAGGUCCAUCUGUCUUCCAGAAGCCAGUGAAGUUUCAAGUGGAUAUUACAUAUUCCGAAAGUGGGGAGAAGCAGAAGGACUGUGGGAUAUACUCAGUCACUUUUACUUUGCUAUCAGGUCCCAGCAGGAGGUUUAAACGGGUGGUGGAAACAAUUCAGACUCAGCUCUUGAGCUCACAUGAACAGCCGUCUGUACUGCAGCUAUCAGACACAAAUAACUGUAUGGAGUAUCUCAGUGGGAAGCUCUCAAAAUGUGACGAGAAGAAUGGUCACGCUUCUCCCGCCCCUGGGCCCCACAGCAAGCAGCGUUCGACUGAUAAUAAGGAACAGGGGCCCCUGGGAGCCAGCGGGAAGGAAAAAAGCAGGAAAACCAGCCCCGUCAUCACUCAGGAGACCCCUGUCACUGCUUCUCCUAGCAAACAGGGCACAUAACAGAGGAAUAUUCCUGCUGUGACCUCAAGAUGUCACUAAAGCCCAAUGAUACCACAGGGAGUAUGCCCUGCAAUAUACUCAGUGAACACAAGAUGGCAGUGUCACAGAGUGAUACGAUAGGAUUUUGGCCUGUAAAAUACACUCUUGUGACAUUUUUUUUUUUUUGUGCUGGUUGAACAUACCCAACAUAACCCAUUAAGGACUUUCAGAAAAACAAAAAAAACAUGGAGAACUUUUACUGUCACAGUUCAGUGGUUUACAGGUGGUAGUAGUAUUAUAGUGACAGGAAGGUGCGAUUUUCCUAUGUAUGUCUUCAGAAAACAUGUACGCUAGAAAUCUGUAGCUUUUCCAACAAUUGAGGAGCUACAGAUCUCAGCAUGAUUAUUUGUUAUGGAACAUAUUUCAGCAAUGACAUUGAUCACUGGGACUGUAUUUCCAUCGCCAUUUCAAAAUCAACAGAUAAUUGAUGAACAUACAAUGAGGUGCAAUUGUCUUGAUAAUUAUUUAUCUCACAGCCUUGGGAUGAGACCAUCACCUUGUCAAUUGCAAAUCAUUUUUUGUACCAUCAUCUCCAUUUUGGAGCCAAAUGCACAAAUAAGCUCUGAGAUUUGGGUUCUCGUUCACCCUCCAUGUCAUGCCAGAUUGUAGAUAUUACCACACUAUGAAUUAUGGAUUUAUCUUACAUAUACAUAUAUAUAUAUAUUUAUUCUGCCAUGUAAAUACAUAUAUACGUGUGUAUAUAUUCUUGCACACCCUUGUACCUGCAGUAUUAGUACUAAAGAUAGAAGUGCAUCAUUUGAUAGCCGGAAUACUGAAUGUUUAUGUAUAUAAAGCUAUAAAUAUGUAUAUAGAGAGCUCGGAGCACAAUCGUUAUUGGAUGCUGCCUGCUUGGUUCCAGCUUCCUAAACUAAUGGUUCUCCUUUCCUGUUCUAUAUGUUUGUUUGCCAUUUCACCUCUCUAAUACAUCUUCUUAUGACCUCACUUCUGUUUUUCUUCCCUUUUUUUCUUUUAUCACAUGGUUUUUUAUAUUGCCUCUUUUUAUUUGCACUCUUUCUCUCUCUUUCUCGCAUGUGUCUUCUCCCUCACUUUGCCCCCCCAGGAAUUAUCCCAAAAAGCUAACCAGCCGCCCUUCUUCUUUCCUUGUCUGCCUGGCCAGAAGAUGACCCUGACUCCACCCUGCGCCUGCCACCCAGUAUGGAGCCUGCAGCAGGGACAUCUCUCUCUCCGAGAUGGGAAAUAAAGCACACAGGAGUUGGGUUACCAUCAAAUAAUAGUACAGCUGACAAUGAUGUUGGGAGUUUACAUUGGUCCUUGCGGGACAUUGCAAGACAUAACAGUUGUUAUUAGCUUAAUGAUAACCCUACUCCUGAAAUCCUGCUUAGCUGCACCACCCAAGAAUCGUAGACCCGUACUUGAAUGCCUAGGGUUGUGUGUAGCUUCCUGGGCAGGAAAGAGUUCCAUAGAAAUAUAUUAAGGGUUUUUAAUGCUGAAUGUAUUUAAGGGGUUAAAUAUGUUUACACACAAACACACGCAUACAGCACACACACUACAGACUGCUACAUGAAGAGAGGGUUGAAAAGAGGAGCUGCGUUCUGUACUGAACCCCUAUUUAGGGCAGUGCCCUAUUAUUCGGCUCUUGGGGGGUUGGAAUGAUUUCUGAGGGAUGUACACAGGGUGGGUAGGAGGGGGUUGGCAUGUCCUGUUGCAUAAUGUGAAAUAUCGGGGCUAUUUUUAUAAGGUUUGUAAGUUCGGGGGUUGGGUGUUAAUCCUUUGUGUUUAAAUUAUUAACUGCUAACUGCAAGAUUGGCCUGUGGAUCAGUGUUGUGCACGGUGGGUAGAGACACAAGAGUGCCCAGCAGCACAAGUGCAUUGCGCCAGUGUUUACAUAUGUUCUUGCCUGUAUAUAUAGAAGCACACAGCGCUCUGCAGAGUGCCUAAAUGUCAGAGCUAAAAAAUAAUGCCCCCAAAUGUGGAUAAAGAAAGCAAAAAAUAAGGCAAAAAAAAAG